GGAUAGACUGUGACACUAUCGGGUUCUCGGGUGCAUUGCAGACUCCAGGUUAUGACACACUCCAAAAAAUUAUACAAGAGCCGGGUUUCUUUGCAGUCCGUCUUGCCGAGGCCUUAUACAGCCACAAUCAGGUCGCCCAUCCUUUAUGCCAUCCUGUAUUCAUUGACAAAUCCGUUCCACAUCCAUCGCAAUAUCUAGGAUUUCAUCUAUACUAGACUCACACAAUGUCUUCCAAUCCACCUCAACCUCUUCAUUUCAAUGGACGAGUUGCAAUCGUCACAGGCGCCGGUCAGGGAAUGGGGCGUGAGCAUGCCUUGUUGCUCGGAAGCCGAGGUGCCACUGUCAUUGUCAACGACCUAUUUCCUGACGUCGCAGAGUCUACGGCCAAGGAUAUCCGAGAUGCCGGCGGCAAAGCAGUCGCAGUGGCUGGAUCUAUUGCAGAGCGAACGGUUGCAGAAGCUAUACUCAAAACAGCCAUCGACAAGUACGGCCGCAUUGACAUCCUAAUCAACAACGCGGGCAUUGAAAUCAAGAAGAGUUUUCCUGAUUUCACCGACAGUGAUUUCUCUCGAAUGUGGGGGGUGCAUGUGUUGGGUGCUUGGGUUCUUACCCAGCUUGUCUGGCCUCACAUGAAGACGCAAAAGUAUGGUCGCGUGGUGAUGGUAUCCUCGACGUCUCUUUUCGGGAUGCCCGACAACGCAGCCUAUGUUGCCUCCAAAGGGGCUCUUUUUGGCCUGGCAAGGUCCCUGUCAAUUGAAGGCGCUGCCCACGGUAUUCUGGUCAACUGUCUAGGGCCGACAGCUUACACAGCCAUGGCCAGGCAGAUGCUUGAUGACGAAACGCGAAGUGCGUGGAUGGAAAAGAUAUUUCCCGCUUCCGCGACCUCUGCAGUUUGUGCUUGGCUUGUCCAUGAGAACUGUCAACUUACUGGGGAGUUUAUCACAAGCUAUGGCUGCAGCGUCGGACGAGUGUUUCUCGCGGAGACAAAGGGUGCCUUCUGCUCAACUGGAGACUACACCCCAGAGACUGUACGAGAUCAUAUGGACGAGGCGCGCAAUACAGAGGGUUUUAUAGUACCCACGUCCGUGGACGAACAGAUUGAAACUCUGCUUAGUAUGCGGCAGGCCAAGGCGGCAGGCCAAGGGGAGUGA
Molecule: messenger RNA, 1151 nt
Organism: Ilyonectria robusta
Lineage: Eukaryota; Fungi; Ascomycota; Sordariomycetes; Hypocreales; Nectriaceae
Exons: 1
Coding region: 225-1151 (308 amino acids)
Molecular function (GO): oxidoreductase activity
Source: RefSeq, a predicted model, not a curated record